GCGGUGACGGAGGCUGCCGCCCGGCCGACUGAGGCGGGGGCGUCGGGAGCGUCGGGAGCGUCGGGGGGCGGGGGCGGGGGCGGGGCGGGCGGGAGGGAGGGAGGGCGGCGGGGCCGGCGGCCCGGGGACCCAGCCGCGCGCACGGAGCCGGCCGCGAGAUGGAGGGCGACGCGCCGCAGCGGGGGAGCGAGCGCGUGUCGGGUCCCGGCCCCGGCGGCGGCGGCGGAAUGAUCCGCGAGCUGUGCCGGGGCUUCGGCCGCCACCGCCGCUACCUGGGCCGCCUGCGACAGAACCUGCGCGAGACCCAGAAGUUCUUCCGCGACAUCAAGUGCUCGCACGGCCACGGUUGUCCCUCCCCCUCCACGGGCGGCGGCGCGGCGGGGACGGCGGCGGGGACGGGCGGGCGCGGCCCUGCCGGCGACGUCGCCGAGACCGGGCUGCAGGCGGGCCAGCUGAGCUGCAUUGCCUUCCCACCUAAGGAAGAGAAGUACCUCCAGCAGAUUGUGGACUGCCUUCCCUGCAUCUUGAUCCUCGGCCAGGAUUGUAAUGUCAAGUGCCAGCUGUUGAACCUGCUGUUGGGGGUGCAGGUGCUUCCCACCACCAGGCUGGGCAGUGAGGAGAACUGUAAGCUUCGACGCCUCCGCUUCACCUAUGGGACUCAGACUCGGGUCAGCCUGGCACUCCCCGGCCAGUAUGAACUAGUUCACACGUUAGUUGCUCACCAGGGCAACUGGGACACCAUCCCUGAGGAGGAUUUGGAGGUCCAAGAGGACAGUGAGGACGCUGCCCAUGUUUUAGCUGAACUGGAGGUGACGAUGCACCACGCUCUCUUACAGGAUGUGGACAUUGUGGUAGCACCGUGCCAAGGCCUCCGGCCUGCAGUGGAUGUUCUGGGUGACUUGGUGAAUGAUUUCUUGCCUGUGAUAACCUAUGCACUCCACAAAGACGAACUGUCUGAGAGAGAUGAGCAAGAACUUCAGGAAAUCCGAAAGUAUUUCUCCUUUCCCAUAUUCUUUUUCAAAGUGCCGAAGCUGGGCUCGGAGAUCAUUGCCUCAUCUACCAGAAGAACAGAGAAUGAAAGAUCACCCCUCCAUCACCAGCUGAUGGACCUGGGCUAUCUGAGCAGCAGUCACUGCAACUGUGGGGUCCCUGGCCAAGACACUAAAGCUCAGAGCAUGUUGGUGGAGCAGAGUGAGAAACUGAGACACUUGAGCACAUUUUCUCACCAGGUGCUACAGACUCACCUGGUGGACGCAGCCAAGGCCCUGAACCGGGUGCACUGCCACUGCCUCGACAUCUUUAUUAACCAGGCCUUUGACAUGCAGCGGGACCUGCAGAUCACUCCCAAACGUCUGGAGUAUACUCGAAAAAAGGAAAAUGAAUUGUAUGAAUCAUUGAUGAAUAUUGCCAACCGAAAGCAGGAGGAAAUGAAGGACAUGAUUGUUGAGACGCUUAACACCAUGAAGGAGGAACUUCUGGAUGAUGCUGCCAACAUGGAAUUUAAAGAUGUCAUCGUCCCUGAGAACGGAGAGGCAGUGGGCACCAGAGAACUCAAGUGCUGCAUCCGGCAGAUCCAGGAGCUCAUCAUCUCUCGGCUCAAUCAGGCUGUGGCCAACAAGCUGAUCAGUUCGGUGGAUUACCUGCGCGAGAGCUUCGUGGGCACCCUGGAACGCUGUCUGCAGAGCCUGGAGAAGUCCCAGGAUGUCUCCAUUCACAUCACCAGUAAUUAUCUCAAACAGAUCUUAAAUGCCGCCUAUCACGUUGAAGUUACAUUUCACUCAGGGUCCUCGGUUACAAGGAUGCUGUGGGAGCAAAUCAAACAGAUCAUCCAGCGCAUCACGUGGGUAAGCCCACCUGCCAUCACGCUGGAGUGGAAGAGGAAGGUAGCCCAAGAAGCCAUCGAGAGCCUUAGUGCCUCCAAGUUAGCCAAGAGCAUCUGCAGCCAGUUCCGAACUCGGCUCAACAGUUCUCACGAGGCUUUUGCAGCCUCCUUGAGGCAGCUAGAAGCUGGCCACUCAGGUCGGUUGGAGAAAACAGAAGAUCUGUGGUUGAAGGUUCGAAAAGAUCACGCCCCACGCCUGGCUCGCCUUUCUCUGGAAAGCCGUUCUUUACAGGAUGUCUUGCUACAUCGUAAACCGAAACUAGGGCAGGAGCUGGGCCGGGGCCAGUAUGGUGUGGUAUACCUGUGUGACAACUGGGGAGGACACUUCCCUUGUGCCCUCAAGUCAGUCGUCCCCCCAGAUGAGAAGCACUGGAAUGACCUGGCUUUGGAGUUUCACUACAUGAGGUCUCUGCCGAAGCACGAGCGCUUGGUGGAUCUGCACGGCUCGGUCAUAGACUACAACUAUGGCGGCGGCUCAAGCAUCGCCGUGCUGCUCAUCAUGGAGCGGCUACACCGGGACCUCUACACGGGGCUGAAGGCUGGGCUGACGCUGGAGACCCGUCUGCAGAUAGCUCUAGAUGUGGUGGAGGGGAUCCGCUUCCUGCACAGCCAGGGACUUGUCCACCGUGAUAUCAAGCUAAAAAAUGUCCUGCUGGACAAGCAGAACCGUGCCAAGAUCACCGACUUGGGAUUCUGCAAGCCAGAGGCCAUGAUGUCAGGCAGCAUUGUGGGGACGCCAAUCCAUAUGGCCCCUGAACUUUUCACAGGAAAGUACGAUAAUUCGGUCGAUGUCUAUGCCUUCGGCAUUCUCUUCUGGUAUAUCUGCUCAGGCUCUGUCAAGCUCCCUGAAGCCUUUGAGAGGUGUGCCAGCAAAGACCAUCUCUGGAACAACGUGCGGAGAGGGGCCCGGCCAGAACGUCUUCCUGUGUUUGACGAGGAAUGCUGGCAGUUGAUGGAAGCCUGCUGGGACGGUGACCCGUCUCAGAGACCUCUCUUGGGCAUCGUCCAGCCCAUGCUCCAGGGCAUCAUGGAGCGGCUAUGCAAGUCAAAUUCUGAGCGGCCAAACAGAGGACUAGAUGAUUCUACUUGAAAGCAGAGACCUUUCUCUUUUACUAUUUCUUUCCUUCCCCUCACCUUUUGGUCAUGGGAAGAAUUUGACAUUUAUUCAGAGAGCUCCCGAGGGAACUGAUGCUUGUUGAGCAGCUUGAGACCUUUCCAGGCAGAGUUGCCUCCCGGAUAGUGAAGAGUUGGCUGGCUGUUGGGGCACAUUCAGCAGCUCACUGAUGUCCCAAGCCAUCCCAUUAGUAAAAGAUUGUCUAGGAUGUGUAAAUGCUGAAGAACGCAAUGUUCCAGGCUCAGAACUGAAAAGGAGGCAAAUGUACCAUUGUCUGUUCACUGUAUGUUGCUAAGACAGGUGGGGCACUGCAGUGGCAAUAGUAUUAAAAACUAUAUUUUCAUAA
Canis lupus familiaris (dog) is the source of this 3342-nucleotide messenger RNA. RefSeq names its product dual serine/threonine and tyrosine protein kinase (gene DSTYK). The record is from RefSeq and is marked provisional. Gene Ontology annotation, molecular function: protein kinase activity; ATP binding. NCBI's taxonomy places the organism in Eukaryota, Metazoa, Chordata, Mammalia, Carnivora, Canidae. Gene Ontology annotation, biological process: protein phosphorylation.